AUGGUACUCCUCAAGCUUCCCUGGGAAACACUCAGUUGCCAAGACACCAUGGAAAGCUGCCAUGGGGCCAGCGCGGAGAAUUCACCCCCCAGAGCUUCUGUCAGCCCACCAGCCCUCCCGGUCGAAAUAUGGCAGCAAAUCAUCCUCCACAGCAUGGCAGAUCUCUCAGUCAGAAACGCGUUUCGACUUCGUCUCGUGAGCCGCGACUUUUCUCUCAUGGCCAUGAAAGCCAUCCACGAGUCGGGAAUAUUACGCCUAUGCUGGCAUCUGCCCGAGGGAAAGCGAAGGAACAAGUUUUGGGUCGACUAUCUCACUGCCAGAGUCAUGAACAAAGUCCUGACACUCGAGCCAAGUUCUGAACAUCUCUGGCUCAAGGCGAUUGCUGAACGCAUCUUGGAAUGGAGGGAAGAAGAAAGAGCACGGGGAGACCGGCCAGAUUGGAGCAUGAAGAAUGAGGACGAGCUGGAGAAUCUUGUGCGUCAAAUCUCCGAGUUUGCAGCGUUCCAGGGCGAAUUCAGCGAGCCUCUGAAUUUCUACCUUGGACUUCGGACAUGUGGUAAGCCCUGGGUUCCUGUGCUGGUGCUGGACGAGAGCUGUGGGCUGUUUCGAGAUGCAUUGCUCGCAGUCGCAGUCUAUCUGAAUGAAAUCACCUUUCUUCAUGAUAGACUCGACGCUGGCAGCAAAGUCACCUGCACACACCACCCUCCCCUCGAAAGGCAUAAAGGCCAUUACCGUCCGGCACCUUUCAACUGCCACCCAAUCUACGAAAUCUAUAACACUGAGAGGUUCGGCCGCAAGCCAUCGGAAAGAGAAGACGCUGCCCGGUUCACGUUUGGAUCCCCAAUCUCAGUCGCCAUGCGGCUGAGAAGAAACGAAUGCCUUACCGCUCUGAUAAAGAGCUUGGAGGACUUUCCUUCCGAGCUCCUCCUCUGUAGGGCCGAGAUGUUUCGCGAGGCUGACCGCAUGUGCAAUCUGGAGUAUAUGCAUCUGGCGAUAGAAGCCGAUCCGCCCUUUACUGCAUGUCCGGCUGUCAGGCCGCGGGACUAUGGAUUCCACGAUGACACGCGGAAGGAGUACGCGGUCAAAAUUUUCCGCGAUUUUUUCAACACUACCACCUUCCUCGAGGUUUUCGAUAUGCUCUACCCAAUCAUGACGGCGAAUUGCCAGGCAGGCGAGGUUCCAUAUUGGGACUACUAUGGGUCAGGAGAUGACUUUGGACGCUGGGGAACAAAGAGGAUGUACAAAGCAAUCCGGGAUGGAUCCUUGCCUAUCGUCAAGAGGCUGGUGCAGCACAAGUUUAGUAUCGGACCACAGCCCAUGGUAGAAGCUCUUGAGAGUGGCUACGACUACAUGGUCGAGUACUUUCUCAGUCUGGGUGUGCGACUCGACGGAGCUUUGGCUGUUCCUGCAAGAACAGGAGACGUGCAGAUGGCCCAGUUUCUCUUAGACAAAGGAGCUGGGAAGAACAAGGAGAGUGUGCGGAACGCGGUUGAGCAGGCCAUGAUACAUGGCAACGAGGACAUGGUCAUGUUUCUCAUUGAAAAGGCACCGGCAAAGGGGUUACUGAACAAAAAGGCAAAGGCAAAUCUGAAGCGUGUUCUGGGGUAUGAGAAUAAGCCAGAGAUGUUGCCUUUGCUGAAGCUGCUGUAG
Molecule: messenger RNA, 1650 nt
Organism: Fusarium keratoplasticum
Lineage: Eukaryota; Fungi; Ascomycota; Sordariomycetes; Hypocreales; Nectriaceae
Exons: 1
Coding region: 1-1650 (549 amino acids)
Source: RefSeq, a predicted model, not a curated record